AUGGCCGCCGUUGAAGCCACGAAGACUUUUGAUACAAACGGCGAGGCGGACCCAAAGAGCACCAAGAUCCGCGAGGAGUCUGCUGUCCCUUAUCGUGGCCCUCCCCUGCCCUCUGUUCCCGAUGAUCUAGUUGUACCUGGUAUCUUCGACCUCGACUGUGACGAAAGGCUCUGGGUUCCACAAGCACCAGACGUUUGGUUUCGUCCUCUCCUUUUCUCAGUUUCGCAAGGAUAUUUUGUCAAUAUCCUGCGGGUCCGCAAGUCCGGUAUUCUGUCUCGCCAUCGACACGCUGGCCCUGUUCACGCUACGGUCCUCAAGGGACGGUGGCACUAUCUGGAACACCCGUGGUGGGCUACUGAGGGUGGUUAUGCAUUUGAGCCUCCUGGUGAUAUCCACACCUUGGAGGUCCCGGACGACGUGAAAGAGAUGGUGACGAUGUUCCAUGUCACUGGCGCUUAUAUUUACGUGGAUCCUGAUGGCAACCCAGUAGGCAUCGAGGAUGUCUACAGCAAGUUAGAGAAAGCAAAGGCACACUAUGAGAGUGUUGGUCUUGGGGCAGAUUUUGCAGACCAGUUCAUUCGGUGA
This is a messenger RNA of Clonostachys byssicola, 585 nucleotides long. Lineage: Eukaryota; Fungi; Ascomycota; Sordariomycetes; Hypocreales; Bionectriaceae. The record is from the annotation of a GenBank genome assembly.